Messenger RNA from Rhinichthys klamathensis goyatoka, 1434 nucleotides. RefSeq names its product NHERF family PDZ scaffold protein 1b (gene nherf1b). Gene Ontology annotation, cellular component: apical plasma membrane. Bases 123 to 1352 code for a protein of 409 amino acids. Lineage: Eukaryota; Metazoa; Chordata; Actinopteri; Cypriniformes; Leuciscidae. Gene Ontology annotation, biological process: protein localization to plasma membrane. Gene Ontology annotation, molecular function: protein-membrane adaptor activity; signaling receptor binding. The transcript has 7 exons. The record is from RefSeq and is a predicted model, not a curated record.
ACUGAGACUGAGCGGGUUAACAUGCUUCAUCCGUGAGCACCUGAGCGCAGGACACCUCAGUUAUUCUUCAUUUCUUAUUUAUUCAGGCUGUCAGAUUUUAAAUCCACAGGUGAACUCGCGUGAUGCCCAGCCAGACUCAGCGCCCGCGACUGUGCGUCCUGGACAAGGGCGAGAACGGAUACGGCUUCCAUCUGCACGGAGAGAAGGGCAAAAGCGGGCAGUUCAUCCGCCUGGUGGAGCCCGACUCCCCCGCCGAGCUGGCCGGGCUGCGCGCGGGCGACCGGCUGGUGUUCGUCAACGGAGAGCGCGUGGAGAGCGACAGCCAUCAGCAGGUCGUGGCGAGGAUACGCGCGAGCGCCGGCAACCUGGAGCUCAUAGUGGUGGACGUGGACACCGACCUGCUGCUGAGGAAACACGAGCUGAAGUGUGUGAGGGAGUUCGUCACGGAGGGGAUUCCGGUGCCCGAGGGUGACGAUGAGCCCGAGAUCAGCGACGAGAUGAUGCGGGACGACACGCCGCCGCCCCCGGUGCCGGAGAGGAACGGAGAGAUCAUCCCCGUUUACAUUCCCGCGGUGGAGAAACUCAGAACAUCCGUGAGCUCGGAUACGAUUGCAGAAUUGAGGCGAAACGAGGAAGAAGCAGAGCUAUUCACCAGGGCGGGAUACACCCCUCACAGGCUGAUUCGUCUCCACGAUGUCCUGACUGACGGCGCUGUGACGGAGCGUGACUUGAAGCCCAAGCUCAGACCGCGGCUCUGUCCCAUCAAGAAAGGCCCCAAUGGCUUCGGCUUUAACCUGCACAGCGAGAAGUCCAGACCCGGCCAGUACAUCAGAGCUGUAGAUGAGGACUCGCCGGCACAGAGGUCCGGCCUAAAACCUAAAGACCGGAUAAUACAGGUGAACGCGGUUUCAGUGGAUGGGAAGCAGCAUGCAGAUGUGGUGGCUGCUAUUAAAGCCGGGGGUGAAGACACCACACUCUUGGUCGUAGAUCCAGAAACAGAUGCUUUCUUCAAGAAGUGUCGAGUGACGCCCACCGCAGAACACCUCACAGGACCGCUGCCUGAACCUGUGCUCAACGGAGACAUGGAGGACAAGGUAAAUGGGAAUGUGGCCAAAGAGGUGGAACUGAAGGACUCAAAGUUAUCAGUCAGUCCGUCCCCUUCCAACGCCUCCUCCAACGCCUCCCUCGUGACUCCGCCGCCUGAGACCGUGGAGCCGUCCAUCAGAGAUGCUAUCCCAGAGCUCAGUCUGUCCUUACAGCAGGUGAAAGAGCGCGCACACCAGAAACGCUCCAAUAAGAGAGCUCCGCCCAUGGACUGGAGCAAGAAAAACGAACUCUUCAGUAACCUAUAGACCUCCAGACGAUUGUCCAUCCACUCAUCCAUCCAUCCCAGAAGCAACGUAGUGUCGGCCCACAUCUGGGCCGUGUGGAAUC